Molecule: messenger RNA, 1331 nt
Organism: Quercus robur (English oak)
Lineage: Eukaryota; Viridiplantae; Streptophyta; Magnoliopsida; Fagales; Fagaceae
Product: zinc transporter 8-like
Exons: 3
Coding region: 106-1170 (354 amino acids)
Biological process (GO): zinc ion transmembrane transport
Cellular component (GO): plasma membrane
Molecular function (GO): zinc ion transmembrane transporter activity
Source: RefSeq, a predicted model, not a curated record
CUUUCUUUUCAAUCACAAACUCUCUUUUACUCAUUGACACGCACACAAACACUACAUAUUAAAUCCCCAUUCCCUUUUCAUGUUCUUCUAUAAUUCCUUCACACAAUGGCCAAACUUCAACCACUUCUCCUCACACUCUUUUGCGUUCUCCUCCUACUCCCUUCCUUAGCUUUUGGAGAUUGCACUUGUGACACCGAGGAUGAAGGACGUGACAAAACCCAAGCUCUCAAAUAUAAACUAGCUGCUAUUGCUUCCAUUCUUGUAGCGGGUGCAAUUGGGGUUUGUAUUCCAAUCCUAGGAAAGACCAUACCGGCUUUGCGUCCCGAGAAGGACAUCUUCUUCCUCAUCAAGGCCUUUGCUGCCGGCGUGAUAUUGUCGACCGGGUUCAUCCAUGUUCUUCCCGAUGCUUUCGAGAGCUUGACGUCGCCGUGUCUGAGUGAGAGUCCAUGGCAGGAUUUUCCAUUCACGGGGUUUGUGGCCAUGGUGUCUGCCAUCGGAACUUUGAUGGUUGAUUCCUUUGCCACUUCGUAUUAUAAAAAAUCUCACUUCAACCAGGAUCAAAAUGGGGUUGGAGAUGUCGAGAAGGAAGGAGAACAUGAGGGUCACUUACAUGUUCAUACACAUGCAACUCAUGGUCAUGCUCAUGGUUCCGCUUCUUUGGUUGACAACAAUUCGGCUUCAUCUGACCUUGUUCGUCAUCGUGUUAUAUCACAGGUUUUGGAGUUGGGGAUUGUGGUACAUUCAGUCAUAAUUGGAAUUUCACUGGGUGCUUCUGAGAGUCCCAAAACAAUAAGGCCUCUUGUUGCUGCACUCACCUUCCAUCAGUUUUUUGAAGGCAUGGGACUUGGUGGAUGCAUCUCUCAGGCAAAAUUCAAGAAUAGAGCUGUUGCAAUUAUGGCGACAUUCUUCUCUCUUACAACCCCCGUUGGAAUUGCAAUUGGAAUAGGAAUAUCUAGUGUUUACAAUGACAACAGCCCCAAUGCUCUAAUUUUUGAAGGGAUUUUUAAUGCGGCAUCAGCCGGGAUCUUAAUCUAUAUGGCGCUUGUGGAUCUUCUUGCAGCUGAUUUUAUGAACCCAAGAGUGCAAAGCAAGGGAAGGCUUCAAAUAGGAACAAACAUUUCACUUCUUCUUGGGGCUGGUCUUAUGUCUCUCUUAGCCAAAUGGGCUUAACCUUGUCGUAAUGUUUUCUGGAAUAUUUCUCUUUCUUUUCAAGGCCUUUUUUUUUUUUUUGGUGGUACAAUAAAAAUGGCCCAAAAAUAUGCAAGAUUUCGAACCCGGAAUUUUAAUUCUUUGUUGAAAAUUUGAAUUUAUCCAAACAAAAUUAAAAUGGA